AGGGGAUGCCAACAGACAGAUCAGCGACCUCAAAUUUAAACUUGCAAAAUCUGAGCAAGAGAUAACUGCAUUAGAACAAAAUGUAAUACGGUUAGAGAGUCAAGUAUCGCGUUAUAAAUCAGCUGCUGAAAACGCAGAAAAAAUAGAAGAUGAACUUAAGGCUGAAAAACGGAAACUCCAAAGAGAGAAUAUAUAUCCUUGAGUGAUGCAGGCCUCUGCAGUGGUGGAGACAGCAUCUGGUAAAGGCUACCAUGGUAAUGGAGGAAACCUGCAAGAAGAUAAAGCUUCUAAUCGUGAAGAAAAUAUAUCAUCUUACAAUGAUUGUGAUGAAGUUAAAUGGACUUUUCCUUAUGAUGAUCGGGAUUCCUUGGCACCAGAAAGAGAUAAUUACAAAGAAAUAAGCAAUACUGACAAAACAGACUUAUUGGAGCUUUCUUUUUCAGCAAGCCAAGAUACAAACAGAGAGAGUACUCACUUUCAGUCGAGUGAGUUUCAAGGCAGUACUGACUAUUUCUUGAAUGAAACAUACUCUAUCUGUUAUUCAGAGUCAAAACUAAAGAAGGAAAAUCUUGUUCUUUUAAAUUCAGAAUUAGAUCCUGAAAUGCAGAAGAAAGAGGAGGUGUUUUUUGAUAUUUUGGAACAUCAAGAUAAUAAGACUGUUAGCUUAGAAAGAAUCUACAAGAUUUCAGAUGCCAAUUAUAAAGAAACUGCUGAAGAUAUGCAAAAGCAUGAUACAGAUGAAGACUCACAGCAGGAAUAUCACAGUGCAGAAGAACAAGAAUAUAUAAGUAACCAUUUAUCUUUUGACCAAACAAAUACAUUAAAUAUAUCUACUCUGGAAGUUGUUGAAUUAAGAAAUUCAAAUUGUGAAGUUAAUUGUGCUGGCAAUUUAGAAGAUAAUUAUGCUCAGUUGGAAAGUGGUUCUGUCAUUUCUUUAGAUUCACUUGAUGUUUAUGGACAAGAAGAUUCACCUCAUGUCUCCAAAUUUCAGAAUUCUAUUAUGUUAAGAGAAUGUCAUGAACCAAAGCAUGAGAAGUGUAAGGAGCAGGAGACUAGUUUAAUGUACCACACAGUAUUUGAUGGCAAUGUACUAAGAAGCAAUUCUCUUGGAAACCAGGAAUCUCAAUCUAAAAGUGGUUCCCUGAACCCUCAAAAAGCAUUAAAAGCUGAAAUUCAUACUGAUAAAAGGAAAUCUCAAAUAAGUAAAAGUAAAGAUUUUUAUAGAAAUACAAUUUUUGAGAACAAAAUAUUACAGCACCUUGAAAAUUGUAGUACGUUACCACAGGACAAAACUUUAGAGACAUUACUUCUACCUUGUAAAGAUGGUCAAACAUCUUGGACCUCUGUUUUUGAUGAUUCAGUAAUUUCUGCCUGUGGAUAUUCAUAUUACAAAAGCCUACCAAACACCCCUGACCCAGCCUUAGGUUUUUCUGUUACUCUACCAAGGAUUGCAGUCAACGAUAAUCAGACAAUAAAAGAUAGCUCGCUAAAAGUUGCUAGUAGCAGUGCCACAAAUAAAACAUACUUUCACAAUAUGGAAGGAACAUCUACUAAAUCAGUGACAGAUGCAACAAGUUGUACAGUCACUGUUAAUCAGACAGUGGAUGUCAGCACUGAUUUUAGGGCUUGUUUUACAACCAGCAGGGCUACAAGUGCAAGAUCUUCUGUAAUAUCUACAUCAAGCAACACAGAGAUAACAAUGAUGAAUAAAAAACGGCCUGGCGAAUGGCAAAAUGAGAAACAAAGAAGUGUGGCUUGUAAUACAGAUUGGUCAUAUGGCCGAGAUUGUGCAGAUACACAGAUGGCUAUGACAAAAGAAUCAGGAAAAUCUCACUCAGUUGAUAGUUUAAAACUUAAAGGAGAUUUUCUAAAUAAGGAUUCCUUGGAAUUAAGAAAAACAUUUGAUAUCAUAGACUUAAAGAAACAUCCUGAGAGGGAAUUUCAACUUUCUAAAGAGAUGGAGAAGAAUGUGCCAUCGAUGUGCUGUCAGAAAAUAAUGCAGAGAGCCAUAAAAGCAGAGCUGCACCUUUUAAAUGUUCACUAUCAGAUGUGUCGUCACCAUUGUUGUGAUAUUUACAAACUUGUAAUGAAAAAUAGGGAAGGAUUAAAUAGGAAUUUAUCAAGUAAUUCUAAGAAGGAAUUAGGAUCAGCACUACUAUCUCUUUUGAGAGAUUUAAAAGUGAGAUAUGUGAGUUUGAAAGAAAAGAUAUACAAGGGCAUACCACUGGAAGAGCUGCCCCCACUGUCAGUAGAAUCAAAAUUAUUAUCUACCUUCUCUACUUUUGCUUCCAGGCUAAUGAAAGAAGAAUCACAUGUCUUUUCAGGAGCAGAUUCUGAAUUAGGUAAUCAAAAUGCGGGUGAUGCUGACAUAUCUUCAAGCCUAAAAAAGACACUCUCUCAAAUGUCUUUAUUACCUGACAAUAGUCCUAAACAAGAUACAUCACCCCAGAAAGAAGGGUUAAAAAAUGGUGAUAUAAAUGUAGACUUUAGCCUGCUGAAACUUGAUGAUAAAGACUGCAGAAAUUACCAAGAAAUAACUGAAGACUGGUUUGAUGCUAAAGAGAGCCUGACAGGAGUUGACCUCUCAGGAAUACAAGAAAAUCAAAUGGAACAAGACAGAUGGAAUCUGAAGUUUACACUAGAAAUGAAGAAUGUUGAAACCUUACAAAGAAAUAAAGAUUAUUUAAUACAUGUUGGUGGUCUUAGCCCUUCAGUGUCUGAGGCUGAUUUAAGGUCUCAUUUCCAGAAAUACCAAGUUUCUGAAAUUUCAAUUUAUGAUUCUUCUACUAAUUACAGAUAUGCAUCUCUUGCUUUUAAAAAAAAUAGUGAUGCAAAGAUGGCUGUGAAAGAAAUGAAUGGAGUAGAAAUAAAUGGAAAAUCAAUAAAUGUGCGACUUGUUAAAACUCCUGGAGAAUAUACAUCAACACUUUCCUCCAAAAAUGGGAAUAGAACUAGUUUGAAUAAUUUGGAGAAAAGCACUAACAAAGAAAUCAACUCAACCUUGUCUGUUUCUAAAUUGUCCAGAACUAGGCCAAGGCAGCAGGAAUCUGAACAAGACAAUGAGUUUCUCCCUUCUGAACAGGGUAUCAAGAAGAAUUGUAAACAGAUCGAAUCUGCUAAAUUAUUACCUGAUACCCCUAUUCAGUUCAUACCUCCAAACACAUUGAAUCAUCGUAGCUUUACCAAGAUCAUGAAGAGACUGAUUGAACUACAUCCAGAAGUCAGCAGAGAUCAUAUUAUAGAUGCUCUUCAGAAAGUGAGAAUUAAUCAUAAAGGUUUCCUGACUGGCUUAUCUAUUAAUACUAUUGUGAAAAUGACUUCAUCUGCUCUAGAAAACUCUACUUCCAGUUAGGAAUAAAAGAAGCAAUAAAGAGGUAAAGCAAUCAUA
Molecule: messenger RNA, 3388 nt
Organism: Carlito syrichta (Philippine tarsier)
Lineage: Eukaryota; Metazoa; Chordata; Mammalia; Primates; Tarsiidae
Gene: RBM44
Product: RNA binding motif protein 44
Exons: 16
Coding region: 206-3352 (1048 amino acids)
Molecular function (GO): RNA binding
Source: RefSeq, a predicted model, not a curated record